Molecule: messenger RNA, 774 nt
Organism: Aspergillus wentii DTO 134E9
Lineage: Eukaryota; Fungi; Ascomycota; Eurotiomycetes; Eurotiales; Aspergillaceae
Gene: hmgX
Product: protein hmgX
Exons: 1
Coding region: 1-774 (257 amino acids)
Biological process (GO): cilium assembly
Source: RefSeq, a predicted model, not a curated record
AUGACAACCACCAUUCAACCCUCUCGUCCCUCCCUCUCCUCCAACGAUUCAGCCGUCCUCCAAGCUCUCUUUGACGCUGAAUCCUCUCCCUCCGGCAUCACCAUCGAUCCCUCCCUCUCGCCAUUUCCUCAACCCUUAAAUAUCACACCCGCAGACCACGAAGUCCUCAAAGCCCGCGAGUUAACCAUCAUCCAACGCCUCCAAUCCGACAAUGUCUCCAUCGAAACGAUCAAAUCUGCAAUCCAAGAUCUGGGCGCCCUCAUAGCCGAAAAUCCAUCUUACCCAUCUGCCUAUGUUAACCGGGCCCAGACCAUCCGCAUGUUGAUUGAAAAGAGCUCGAGCACCAACUCAAACAAUAACUCCGGUGAAGAUGAUGCUCUACUCGACCCUAUAAACAACGACUCCGUGUCUCGAUUAUUCUCCGAUCUAGGACAGGCAAUCUCCCUAUCCACGCCUUCGUCACCGGCUGACCCCGUCUCGCCGGCCCAGGCACGAAUCCUGGCGGAUGCGCACACGCAUCGCGGGUAUCUGCUUCUGAAAGCGACGAGGGUGAAGAAGGAUCUACUACAAAAGGGUGAGGAGAUGGUUGGGGGCCCAGAGCGGUUGCGUGGAUUAGGACCGGAUGAGCUGGAGGAAAUGGCGAGUCGGGACUUUUUCUUUGGAGGGAGAUAUGGGAAUAAGGUUGCGCAGCAGUUGGCUGUUCAGACGAAUCCGUAUGCGAAGAUGUGUGGUGCUAUUGUGAAGGAGGCGAUGAAGAAGGAGAUGGAGGGGUGA